Mercurialis annua (annual mercury) is the source of this 2464-nucleotide messenger RNA. RefSeq lists its product as uncharacterized. Lineage: Eukaryota; Viridiplantae; Streptophyta; Magnoliopsida; Malpighiales; Euphorbiaceae. The record is from RefSeq and is a predicted model, not a curated record. The transcript has 13 exons. The coding region runs from base 226 to 2295 and encodes 689 amino acids.
UCUCUCACACACACAGUGUGAGUGGAAAAUGAAACUCGCUGCGUGGCGCCUCAACAACUCACAAAUUUUCAGAUUCUUUCUCACUCUUCACCUCUGCUUCUAGCUAAUUGCUCCAAUUCAAAACGUUACUCUACUUUCACUUCUUCAUGGACUAUAAAUAUAAUCCACCACCACUACCACCACAUCAGCACAGUAAUAACCGCUCUCAAUCCAUUUCUUCUCGCAAUGUCCCUUCUCACUUUCCCGCGCUUUCUCACUCUCUCCGCUCAAAACCACCACAACAACAACAGCCGAUGCUUCUGCUCGCUUACUCCAGAAUCCACGACACGACGUCGUUCUGGCUCCGCGAUUCUCUGGUUCAAGCAAGACCUCCGCGUCGACGAUCACUAUGCUCUCACACAAGCUUCUCAUAUCCGCCAACACUCUCCCUUGCUUCCUCUUUACGUCUUCGAUCACCGCAUUCUUGCCUGUUACUCUGAUGAAAUGCUAGAAAUGGUGAUAAUCGCGCUACGAGAUUUGAGAAACUCGUUAAAAGAGCAAGGCUCUGAUUUAAUGAUCAAAUUUGGAAGUGCGGAGAGUGUUUUAAGAGACCUGGUGAAUGAGGUUAAACCUAGUGUUGUAUUUGCUGAACAGGAAGUCGAGUAUAAUCUCCGUAUCGCGGUUAAAAUUGUUCGACGGAGUUUGAUUAAUUCGUCUGUUAAUCCUGAGAUUGUCCUUUGGCAGUCUCCGUUUUAUGAUAUUGAGAAUUUAAACGACUUGCCUGCUUCACAUGAUGAGUUCAAGAAACUCAAAUUAUCAGUAACCUCGCCUUUGAUUCCGCCGAACUUAUUUUUACCUCCCAUGCCGUCAAUGGACUUGGACUGGGGUUCUUUGCCUACAUUGGAUGAGUUGAAGGAAUUUAUGAAUGAAAGUCCAUUCAAAUUGGAAAAGAGCUGGAGUUCAAUCAAGGAGAUGUCAGCUGAAACCGUAUUGCAGAAGAAACUGGCGGAAUUAAGGGGAACAGAUGUGAAAUUGAGUUCCACGCAAAAACAGCAAAAACGAGUGGACAAUUCUGCUUUUGUCACACAAAAGCAAAAUUUUGUGGCCGGUGGAACAAGUAAUGUGGCGAAUGCCUUGGCUGCAUACUUGAGAUAUUUGGAGGGAACAGCUCGAGAUGACUGGCAAGAGAUACAUGAGAGGUUGCGUAAUGCUGAAAGUCGGGAUGGGGCUUCAUUUUCUGCACUCUUUGGCCCUUCCCUGUCUCUUGGCAUCAUCUCUCGAAGGAGGGUGCAUUAUGAAGCUAUCAAGUAUGAGAAGGAAAGAAAUGCUGGGUUUCUAUCACCCUUUGGGUUUUCAACAACAACUGUUUCUGCAGCUGCAGAUGCUGUGUGCUCAAUGGAGUGGUAUUGGCUUAUGGCUCUAAAAGGUCAAAUAAACGAUGAAGGAACAUAUCCUAUUCGCAUAUGGCGAUGGAAGGGGUAUUUAAUUCAGUAUACAGUGGUUGGCCAUGAAGGUCCUGCAGUCCUCCUUGUCCAUGGUUUUGGUGCAUUUUUGGAACACUAUCGUGACAAUAUACAUGAUAUAUCUAAAGGUGGAAACCGUGUUUGGGCAUUAACAAUUUUGGGAUUUGGAAAAUCAGAAAAACCAAAUCUUGUGUACACCGAACUUAUGUGGGCUGAAUUGCUGAGAGAUUUUAUAAUUGAAGUUGUGGGUGAACCGGUGCAUCUUGUUGGAAACUCUAUUGGUGGGUAUUUUACAUCUAUGGUUUCAUGUUUUUGGCCUUCCUUGGUUAAGUCUGCUGUCCUUAUCAACAGUGCUGGUGACAUUAUCCCAAAAUAUGGUUAUCCCCAAUUUACCAAAGAUAGACGGCCUUCAGUGAUUGCAUGGCUGGGGGCCCGGCUCCUUUUGCUUUACUUGAGGUCGAAUAUCAGAACUAUAAUGAACAAUUGCUAUGCAACGAGAACCGAGAGAGCUGAUGAUUUGCUUGUCAAUGAAAUGCUAAGAGCUUCCUUCGAUCCUGGUGUAAUAGUUGUCCUGGAAAGUAUUUUCAGUUUCAACCUUUCCCUUCCAUUGAAUUAUCUCGUGGAGGGUUUAAAGGAAAAGGUUCUGGUUAUACAAGGAAUGAAAGAUCCUAUAACUGACUCCAAGUCCAAAGUGUCCAUGAUCAAAGAGCAUUGUCCUGAAAUUGUGAUACGCCAAUUGGAUGCUGGCCACUGUCCCCAUGAUGAGCUACCAGAAGAAGUGAAUUCCAUUAUUUGUGAAUGGGUAGUGACAGCAGAAAGCAAAAUUCUAGCCGGAGCUGGGAGCGUGUCAUAGUUCAGAAGGGAAAAAUCUUUUCUAACUCCUAACAGGAUUCAAUUUUUUCUCAACUGACAUGAUUCCAGGUCUACCAAAUAUAUUCUUUUCCAAAGGAAUACAGUACAUAAAAAUGAAUACUGUUAACAGUUUUGGAUCCCUUUGAUUAAAAGUAAGAUUCUGUACAGAA